Pseudoliparis swirei is the source of this 3105-nucleotide messenger RNA. RefSeq names its product methenyltetrahydrofolate synthetase domain containing (gene mthfsd). Gene Ontology annotation, cellular component: cytoplasm. The coding region runs from base 248 to 1657 and encodes 469 amino acids. Gene Ontology annotation, molecular function: RNA binding. The transcript has 8 exons. Lineage: Eukaryota; Metazoa; Chordata; Actinopteri; Perciformes; Liparidae. The record is from RefSeq and is a predicted model, not a curated record.
AUGCGUCCAAUGUCUUUUAUUGCUCCUUUAAAUGUGCUUCCGCGAUAGUAACGUAAAGGUUCUCUGGCAGCUAGGCCGACACGCUUUCGGCUUCGCGUUUGCUUAAAUUUGGCCUUUCUGUGCCGCCGUAGUGAGGAAAAACACGGACAAGCAGCUGUUCCAUCAGUGUUAUGUUACAGAGCUCACGUGUAAGACUUUACUGCGUAUAGUGCUGUAGCAGAGACUCAUUUGGAUCGACAAUACUACAAUGGAGCCCGUCAUAAAAAUAAAUCCUGGAGCGACGAAAUGGGACAUUCGUCAGAAAGUGUGGGACUACAUCGAAGAUAAUAAUCUGGCGAAUUUCCCCAGGCCUGUUCACAACAGAAUCCCGAAUUUCAAGGGUGCUUUCACAGCCUGUACCAAGCUGUCUGAGCUUAAGGUGUUCACCCAGGCGACUGAUGUGAAGGUGGAUCCCGACAAACCUCUGGAGGGUGCCCGGCUUGCAGUGCUACAGGCGCAGAAAACUUUACUGGUCCCAACUCCUCGUCUUCGUACCGGCCUUUUCAAUAAGAUCACUCCUCCCGAGGGGGCCACCAAGGAACAGCUACGCAUAUGCUCUUCUUCACAGGGUGUGAGGGACUUCAGUGUGCCUAUGGACCUGGAUGAGAAGGUGAAGGUGGAGCUGGUGGUGGUCGGCUCUGUGGCGGUGUCAGAGAAAGGCUUGCGGAUUGGAAAAGGAGAGGGCUUUGCUGACAUGGAGUUUGGCAUGAUGGCCUCCAUGGGAGCUGUGGAUGCAUCUACUGUGGUGGUUACUAUUGUCCAUGACUGCCAGGUGGUGGAUAUUCCAGAGGAGAUAAUUGAAAGCCAUGACCUGACUGUGGACUACAUCCUCACACCUACCAGAGUCAUUAAAACCAGUUGCCUGUUCCCCAAACCACAUGGGAUCUUCUGGAAUAAGCUGCACAAUGAAAAGCUGGAGAAGAUCCCCAUCCUGAAGAAGAUGCUUGCUCUGGAGGAGCAGGCUGGAAAGGAUGUGACACUUGGGGAGGCCCCCCCACCCGCCGAGCCUGGUCAGACCGGUCCGCCCAAAAGGCAGAACAGGCGGAGACCAAGGCAGAACGUACACCCGGAUGAUAUGGGAGAAUCCAAACAGGAGAACGUAGACUCCGAAAGGAAAGGCAGACAGCGCCCAGCGAGAGUGAGGAAAGAAAGCCGAGGAGAAGGCGGGGGAGGUUACGAGAGAGGAAAGGGAAAAAGUGGAGAGAACGGGAAGGAGAAGGGCCCAGAGGAGGGGGGGAGUGAAGUCGCGUCUCAGCGUAAGCUCCCUCUGAGUGUGACCACGGUUUACCUGGGGGGGAUCCCUGCCGGCCUGCGCGUUAGUGAGCUGAAAGCCGCCCUCAGGGAGAAGGAGGCCGCCCCGCUGAGGCUCACCUGGCAGGGAGCUCAACACAGGGCCUUCCUGGACUACUGUGACCCUCAGGCUGCAGAGCUGGCCCUGGAGGCUCUGCAGGAUCUCAACCUGAAUGGUCACAGUCUGCAGGCUGAGCUGGCCAAGAGCCAGCGGGGAGGCAAGCGGUCUGGACAGUCCAAUCGGAGACCAAGACCAUCAACACCCCCCAAAUCUGAUACGCCGCCAGCCGAUACUGAGAGCGACACGACUGAGAAGACUGAGGCGUAAUAGCAAUAAGCAAAACUCAGCCCAAGAAGUAUUAAGUGUGGAGCAACGUAAAAUUGCCUUGAGAAGAAAUAAGUUUGUUUUUUGGAUAUUUUGGGGUUUAUUACCAGAAGACAUCAGUUACUCGAACCAUAGACGUCUAAAUUGACGACCAAGACUAAUGGGCUUUAAAAAAUAUGAAUAGAAUAUGCAAUAGUUGAAUCAAAAAGCAUUUCACUAAGAAGGUAUUUUCUACAUAUACCAUUUCACGAUGCGUAACAAAACACCUAUGUGCCUUGUUUAUUCACACGCUCCUCGCGGUCUGCGUCUCCAGAGCCUUCAGUUUUUAAAGGCUCUUUUUUGAGUAGUUCUUAAAGAUGGAGGAGAGUUAUUUUACUUUAGAACUGGAGACUGUAUACAGUCUUUGUUAUAAUACAAUUCUAGAGUAAAUUGUUGUAACGCGUUCAGUACAUUUUAUUUCCAUUACCAGUUAUCAUACUUUCCUCCGAGGGAGUCUUAUUUUUAAACCUGUUUGUCUGCUUGUUGCACUCAAAACUAUUUACGAAGGUCAAAGAUGAGCCGUUUAAUUUUAGUUGCAGAUAGCGCAGCCGCGUGGUCAUUUCAACAAUCUAUACCAUCCUGGUGAUUCCUGAGCCCGGAAGCUUCCCAGUAAAAGGAGAGACUCCCUGGUCCAACAUUUACAUAUCUAUAUCUCUCUAUCUAUAUAUAUAUAUACACGAUGCCACACUCAUGUUUGACUACACAGGAGUUGAUUCUUUUAAAACACGUUUUUCAACUCUGUCGUAUUUGAAUGACCAUAGCAUUAUUAUAUUUUCCAUUGCACAAUACAGACCCAUUUGACUUUAUUGGCAUACAUUGUUAUGUUAUGCAACAUUGCUGUGCAGUUACAACCAAAUGGGCACGUUUUAAAAUUGUUAUGCCGUUUUGAUUACAGACUACAGGAACACAUUGUGUUUGGAAGACCAUAACUCGGUCAUGAUUGACUCGUGAGAAUUCUGACUAAGUUGAAUUAUUUUUGAACAAGUCAUCCUUUCAUACGGCCUAGGGUUCAGGUAUUUUUAAGAAGUCCUUAUCCUUCUGUGUAUUUAAACUGGUAUCUGAAUCUAGAUGCUAAUUUAUACAGAUCUAAAACUAUUUUAUUUGAAAAUAACUAAUUUAGAGGUUCCUGUAGCCUUGUUGGAGUUAUGCUUUUUGAUUUCUUCCUUGCAGUUUCUACUUGCUUAUGUUUCUUUUCAGAAUAUUUUGGAAGUUAACAUUGUACAUUCAAACAGUGAUAAUUGUAUCUUUUGUUCAUAGACAUGUCACAUUCAUGGCUUUCUGUUGGGUUUGAGUCUGAAGCCUGGCUCGCCAUGUCACGGUGAAGAGAUGCUACGGUGCCGGCUGAACUGUUCUCGUGUUAAUGCAUCCGUUUGUAACCAUUCUAACGUUCUCCAUUGAAGCGUUUGACUCUA